AUGGCCGACGACCUCACCGUAGACAGAACCCCAGGUUUCAAGGUGGGGGAGAAGAAAACAUUGGACGAAUAUCAGAAACUCGAUCAAGAAGACGAGGCCUUGAAUAGGUGGAAGGCGUCUCUAGGCAUUGGCAUUGCUCAAGGCCAGUCCAUCUCUGACCCCAACGACCCUCGCCUGUGCAUCAUCAAAUCCCUUGCCUUGGAAGUCGAAGGCCGACCCGACAUCACCAUCGACCUCACGCAGCCAGGCGCACUCGAGUCGCUGAAGGGCAAGCCCUUUACCAUCAAGGAGGGUAGUACAUAUCAAAUGAAGGCGGUCUUUGUCGUCCAGCACCAAGUUCUAUCCGGCCUCAAGUACAUCCAGUCUGUCAAGCGGAAAGGUAUUCGGGUAGGCAAGGACCAAGAGAUGAUCGGCAGCUACGCGCCCAACACCGUCGACAAACCAACACACACCAAGAAGUUCGCCCCGGAAGAGGCCCCCUCAGGUAUGAUGGCUCGAGGCCAUUACGAAGCAGUCUCUCGGUUCGUCGACGACGAUGACGUGACCCAUCUCAAAUUCGAGUGGUCCUUUGACAUCGCCAAAGAUUGGAAAUGA
Messenger RNA from Capronia epimyces CBS 606.96, 594 nucleotides. RefSeq lists its product as uncharacterized. The record is from RefSeq and is a predicted model, not a curated record. Gene Ontology annotation, cellular component: cytoplasm; cytosol; membrane. The coding region runs from base 1 to 594 and encodes 197 amino acids. Gene Ontology annotation, molecular function: protein binding; Rho GDP-dissociation inhibitor activity. The transcript is spliced from 3 exons. Gene Ontology annotation, biological process: Rho protein signal transduction. NCBI's taxonomy places the organism in Eukaryota, Fungi, Ascomycota, Eurotiomycetes, Chaetothyriales, Herpotrichiellaceae.